Molecule: messenger RNA, 1681 nt
Organism: Zea mays
Lineage: Eukaryota; Viridiplantae; Streptophyta; Magnoliopsida; Poales; Poaceae
Product: polyprenol reductase 1
Exons: 6
Coding region: 287-1366 (359 amino acids)
Biological process (GO): polyprenol catabolic process; dolichol-linked oligosaccharide biosynthetic process
Cellular component (GO): endoplasmic reticulum
Molecular function (GO): 3-oxo-5-alpha-steroid 4-dehydrogenase activity
Source: RefSeq, a predicted model, not a curated record
GAUGGAUAGCAUCCAGUGGCAAUUUCAAACCUGACACUGACCAGACCUCAAGAUUAGGCACUCGACUAAUCAGGUUAACUCCCUGCCGUCCCGCUUCCAGAAAGAACCGAUCUAAAACCUCCCCGCCACGCGAAGCAAAAUCGCGUGCCUUCCCCCGACAGAUUCACUUCCCUCCUUCCCACUCCAAGCACCAAGCUACCAACCCGAACUGCCUCACGGCCGCGCCGGUCACUGCCUCCGCCGCGCCGCGUCGCCACUCGCCACCCCGCGCGCACUAGUCUUUGCCAUGGCGCUGCGUGGCAGCAUCCAAAUGGAUACGGGAAGCGGGCCCGCGCUCCAGUACCUCCUGUGCCUCGCCUGGGUCGCGGCGACCCUCCCCAUCGCCGCCGCCGCGCUGCCGAUCCCCGCGGCCGCUGGCGGCAGGUUCAUCCACGGCCUGCUCUGCGCCUUCUCGUCCCGCGGGAAGACAGUCAGGCCCUCGUCCUCGUCCUCGUCCAAGGCGAGGUUCACCGUUUCACAAAAAUGCUUCUUGCAUUUUUACGUGGUGGGUGCGGUUGUGACGACUAGCUUGCUACUUGCAAUAUGGUUCUAUGCAUACAUGAAAAUGACACCUUUGAUGCCAGAACAAUCGAGUUACUCCACAAUUGCUAGUCAUCUUGUUGGUGGUUCAAAUUCAUUCCAUUUGGCAAAUUUCUGGUCAUCACGCCCCAUGGAACACAAGUAUCGUGUCUGGCGUACUGUAUUUGUACUUAUAUUGAUGGAAAUUCAGGUCCUGAGACGCCUAUAUGAGACUGAACAUGUCUUCCACUACAGUCCUUCAGCUCAAAUGCACAUCAUAGGAUACCUAACGGGUAUUUUCUACUAUGUGGCCGCACCUUUAUCACUUGCUAGUUCUUGUCUUCCUGAAGCAAUACAGUAUCUUCGAUAUCAAAUAGCUGAGUUCAUAGUGAAGGGUAGAGCAAGAAUGCCAGAUCUAUCAAUUGACCCAUCACAUCUCUUGAAGCCUCUUCUAAAGUUGGGGUGGUGCCAGUGGAUUGGUGCUGUUAUUUUCAUCUGGGGCUCACUCCAUCAGAUCCGCUGCCAUGCAAUUCUUGGAUCAUUGCGUGAACACAAAGAUUCUGAUGAAUAUGUAAUUCCGUGCGGUGACUGGUUUAGUCUAGUGUCUUGCCCUCAUUACCUUGCUGAACUAGUAAUAUAUUUUGGCAUGUUGGUGGCUAGUGGUGGAUCAGACAUUCCGGUGUGGUUCCUGUACCUUUUUGUGAUAACAAAUUUGUCCUUUGCAGCGGUACAAACACAUAAAUGGUAUCUUCAGAAAUUUGAAGAUUACCCUCGUUCUCGCUACGCAAUCGUUCCAUUUGUAUGCUAGAUGUCCCCAUAAAUGCCAACAGCAUUUGUUGUCUGUUUUCAUCUGCUUGCACCAGUCAGGCAUGCAACAGAUAUUGAUGUAAAUGUGACUAUGCAAUGUUGAACUUAAGUAGUUCCGAUCAUUCUGAAUGUGCUUAGAAGGUUAUAAGGUUAUGUUUGUGUAUGUAGAUUAUAACACACAGAUAUUUGAUGUAAAGUAGUAUUAAUUAAUACUUUUUAGCAUUAAUGAAAAUGAAGUCCUUCAGAACCAGAGGCUUAUCAAGGACUAGUGACCAUCUAACUGAUAGUGAAACAAAUGGUGUUAUUGUUCAUCAUA